This is a messenger RNA of Betta splendens (Siamese fighting fish), 3591 nucleotides long. RefSeq names its product WD and tetratricopeptide repeats 1 (gene wdtc1). Gene Ontology annotation, molecular function: protein binding. Bases 214 to 2244 code for a protein of 676 amino acids. The record is from RefSeq and is a predicted model, not a curated record. Lineage: Eukaryota; Metazoa; Chordata; Actinopteri; Anabantiformes; Osphronemidae. The transcript is spliced from 16 exons. Gene Ontology annotation, cellular component: cytoplasm; Cul4-RING E3 ubiquitin ligase complex. Gene Ontology annotation, biological process: negative regulation of fatty acid biosynthetic process.
GAUGUGCUCAGAGGUAGGGGUUGUGUUCAAGUUAGAUAGAGCGUUAGCGAGGAUCCUGUCAACAAACUCACGGAGUGUGUUAUAUGACGUUUAGUAAAUGGACAUUUUGUGACACAAGGGUUGUUAGUUCGUUGGAAACGCAUAUUCCCAAGAAAAUAUGUUGUAAAUGCCUAGAAUUGUGAUCACUGGAACCUCCAGCCCAGGCCCUAAUUUAUGUUUUGUGGUGAGGCCAUGACGACUGUGAACAUCACCAGAGAUAUUCUGCAAAGGCAGAUAAGGGACAAGAGAGCGUCAGGCUUCCAGAGGUUCUACCAUGUAACUGAGCCUUUCAUCAAAAGACUUGGUCUGGAGGCUGAGCUUCAGGGCCAUACUGGCUGUGUUAACUGUUUGGAGUGGAAUGAACGAGGAGAUCUUCUGGCCUCUGGCUCAGAUGAUCAACAUGCCAUCAUCUGGGAUCCAUUCAGACACAAAAAGAUUACUACUAUGCACACAGGUCAUGCAGCCAAUAUAUUCUCUGUAAAGUUCCUCCCUCACUCUGGAGACAGAAUCUUGGUAACAGGUGCAGCUGAUACAAAAGUCCAUGUGCAUGACCUCACUGUGAAGGAAACCAUCCAUAUGUUUUCUGAUCACACCAACCGAGUUAAACGCAUUGCCACAGCACCCAUGUGGCCAAACACCUUCUGGAGUGCUGCCGAGGAUGGUAUUAUUAGACAAUAUGACUUGCGGGAGAACAGUAAGCGUUCAGAUGUGCUAAUCGACCUGACCGAGUUUUGUGGUCAGCUAGUUGAAGCCAAGUGUCUAGCUAUUAACCCACAGGACAACAACUACCUUGCAGUGGGAGCCAAUGGUCCCUUUGUACGCCUUUAUGACAUCAGGAUGAUUCACAACUACAGGAAAUCUAUGAGUCAGGGCACAUCGGCAGCUGUGCACACAUUCUGCGAAGGGCAGAAACCUAUCCCAGAUGGAGCUGGGCAGUAUUAUGUUGCAGGACACCUGCCAGUGAAACUCCCGGACUACAAUAAUCGCCUGAGGGUCCUUGUGGCCACCUACGUCACCUUUAGUCCAGAUGGCACAGAGCUGCUUGUUAACAUGGGUGGCGAACAGGUAUAUCUGUUUGACUUGACAUUUAAACAGAGGCCAUACACCUUUUUGCUUCCACAAAAGUCACCAACAGGAGAUGUGCAGAAUGGAAAGACGACUAAUGGUGUCUCAAAUGGAAUUCACUUGCCCAACAGCCAUAUUCGCUUUGCUGGAACAAAAAUGUACUCAAGUUCUACAGAGCUCCCUCCUCACUUGGAGAAGAUAAAACAACAAGCUAAUGAUGCAUUUGCUCGGCAGCAAUGGACACAGGCCAUCCAGCUUUACAGCUUAGGGAUUCACCAGGCCAGCUGCAAUGCCAUGCUGUAUGGGAACCGGGCUGCAGCCUACAUGAAACGCAAAUGGGAUGGAGACCAUUAUGAUGCUCUCAGGGACUGUCUGAAGGCUCUGACUCUGAACCCCAGCCAUUUGAAGGCACAUUUCAGACUGGCACGGUGUUUGUUUGAGCUGAAAUACGUGCCAGAGGCUCUGGAGUGUCUGGAUGAUUUUAAAGGAAAGUUUCCAGAGCAGGCACUGAGUAGCGCCUGUGAUGCCUUAGAUAAAGACAUAAAGGCUGCUCUCUUCACCAAAACAGAAUCAGGUAUGAAAGAAGAUAAGAAGUCCAACAGCUCCAUUCGGUUCCACUCAUUCAGUCAGAAGGAGUCCAUCCCUGAAGAUGAAAUAGUGCUGAGAGAGCGCAGCUUUGACUACAAGCACAGAUACUGCGGUCACUGCAACACUACAACUGACAUCAAGGAGGCCAACUUCUUUGGAAGCAAGGGCCAGUACAUUGUCAGUGGCUCAGACGAUGGCUCCUUCUUUAUCUGGGAAAAAGAGACGACUAAUCUGGUGAGGAUCCUGCAGGGGGAUGAGUCCAUAGUUAACUGCCUGCAGCCCCACCCCAGCUACUGCUUUCUUGCCACUAGUGGUAUUGACCCUGUGGUUCGAUUAUGGAACCCCAGACCAGAGACAGAUAAGGAGAAUGGACGCGUAGUGGAGGACAUGGACGGUGCUGCACAGGCGAACCAGCGGCGAAUGAACGCUGACCCGCUGGAGGUUAUGCUGCUCAACAUGGGCUAUCGCAUCACGGGCCUACGCGGUGUUGGCCCAGAUGGGUCGGAUGACGAAGACAGCUCAGAGGGACAAGUACAGUGUCGGCCAAGCUAAGCGCACUGUCAGCCAUCCCAUAGGACGGAUGUAGGAAGCAAAGCGCUCUUCCAGCUUCUGCGUGAAUCUUAAUUUUCCCUUUCUGUCUGACAGAAACUUUGAGUGAAUGUCGUGUCACAUCUCUGCACUAUGCAUCACACUCCCCUGUCCUUAGAGAGGACUGGUGGAGGCCACUCUGGGGAGAAGAGUUCACAGAGGGUGGAGAUACCCAGCUUUCCACCUGUCAAAGCACCGACACCUCAGCAUCUCUCCCUCCACUCUGUUGGCAGGGAGGCACCUUUGAAGAGAGCACCUUCCAUGUCACUCCCUGAUUUCUCGCACAGAAAGAGGAGUGCAGCACUUAUCCCUCCUCAGGUUUAUGUUGGAGAGACACAUGACACGUAGAAGGAGACGCAUGCGGUUUGGCUACCUAUUUUCAGGUCGGUGUGGCCGCACAGUCAUAGUGUCCUCCAUAGAGGAUCGGAUCGCAGACCACAAGACGGUGCCUUGUUGCAUCCUGUCUGCUCUACAGUUGGAGCUAUGAGUCACAGUGCCCGCUCAUCUCAGCAAGGCUGCACGCCCAAGUCACGGAUUCAAGUUUGACUUGAUGCUAUUUUCAGUUUAGAGGACACGGGAAGCCUAGAAGUAGUUGUCACUCACCAGGUUUUAAAAUUGAAGGUGUUGCUCUAAUGUCAUGUAUUUAUAAGCUUUGUUUAGUUUAUAACUGUCAGACCAGGCAAAUUGUUUCUUCGCCAAAGGUUAUCAUGCCUCAUUUCAGCAGCCAAGGAUUAACGUUUAGCAUUAACGUUUAGUUUGGCAUACAGUCCUUUCUUUUAGUUAGAGUUUUUUUUUUUUCCAAAAACUAUCAACACCCCAUUAGGAGGAUCAAUGAGAUACGGGAAAAGAGUAUUUGUUAAAAAAUACUUUUCUAAAAAACUUUUGUUUUAAUGUAAGUCCCAUCAAUUCCAAGUGUUAUUUGACAUAAAGAGUAUGUGUGAAGCGUGUUGGUUGUAAGUGGCUCACAGAUGUUAAUUUGUGGUAUUUGCUAACUGGGUGUUAUUUGGUGGCAAUAGGGUUGGUUCCUGUCUACUAGAUGCAUGGAUCUAGCACUAGUCCUCUGCUGCAUUCAGGUGUUCAGUCCUGUUUGCAAAAGGACACAGAGCCAUCCAUCUGUUGCUCAGAGGACUGCUCAUGGAGUCUUCUUUGCCUACAGAAGGGGUGAAGGUUAAAAAACAAAAUGCAACACUAGGCUUCCAUGUGUUUCCAUCCUUAAUGAAUUUGAGAUACUACUUUUCUUUAAGGAGUUGUGUAAUUAGCUUUGUUGCGACCAAGUAAAAAGAAUAAAAUAACAGAACACCUUGUUAUGGA